This is a messenger RNA of Ictalurus furcatus (blue catfish), 4894 nucleotides long. RefSeq lists its product as uncharacterized. Gene Ontology annotation, molecular function: oxidoreductase activity. NCBI's taxonomy places the organism in Eukaryota, Metazoa, Chordata, Actinopteri, Siluriformes, Ictaluridae. Bases 378 to 1268 code for a protein of 296 amino acids. The transcript has 6 exons. The record is from RefSeq and is a predicted model, not a curated record.
AUCCCUAAGCGCAACAUUCACCAAACUGGAGGAAAAGUUUUCUAGAAUAUUCACGUCAUUGUUUACACACAGAGCAAUUUUACGAGCGGACGCUUCAGUCUUUAGACGUCACCCGACUGCAAAAAGACUGUAAAAAGAAGAAACGUGAUGAAAUACACGUACGCGAGUACAUUUAUGUGACGGACCACUUGGUGCGUAGCUGUUUUAUUUCCGGGUGUGUAUGUGAGUGUGUGCGUGUAGCUCCGUUUAGCUAGCUACCGUUAGUUAGUCUACAGCCGUAGGUGUGUCACUCCAACGUUACUUACCACCGAGCGCUUAAGUACAAAGUAGCCAUUUAUGCAUCGUACCUGAGAGGAAGCUCCUUGACGAGGGAGAGAAUGGCGGCAGCGUUACUGUCUGAGACGGAGAUCCAGCACCGCUCUAUGGCGGAAGAGGACCCGAACGGGAACGAGCACGGCGCGGCCGCCCGCAGUAGCGCACCCCGCUGGGGACCGCAGCACGCCGGGGCCCGCCAGCUCGCCCAGCUCUACUCCCCCGUAUAUGCACUCAUGGAAACGGUAUGUGUGCUGUUUCUAGGAAAACGGCUACAGGAGUGGGUCUGUGUAAUUUUGUGCCUGUCACUGUUCGUGGUCAACUUCUUCUUCCUCGUCAUCAACUUCUCCACAGUGCCCAUCUACAGAAUCAUUUUUGGCAUUGUGGCCGGUAUCUUGACUGCAGACUUUGCCUCUGGAGUGGUACAUUGGGGAGCUGACACCUGGGGCUCCGUGGACAUCCCUGUCAUUGGGAAGGCGUUUAUCCGUCCGUUCCGGGAGCACCACAUCGACCCUACAGCCAUCACGCGGCAUGACUUCAUUGAGACUAAUGGAGAUAACUGCAUGAUCACCAUCCUGCCUCUCGCCCACAUGGCCUACAAGUUCCUGUCCUACACACCAGAUGCCCUUGCCGAGUCCUACCCCUGCGACUGUUUUGUGUUUGCGCUGGCCGUCUUUGUGACGAUGACCAAUCAGAUCCACAAGUGGUCGCACUCCUACUUCGACCUGCCACGAUGGGUCACUCUGCUGCAAGACUGCCACCUAGUGCUGCCUCGCAAACACCAUCGUAUCCACCAUGUGUCCCCUCAUGAGACCUACUACUGCAUUACUACAGGCUGGCUGAACUACCCUCUGGACCGGAUAGGCUUUUGGAGGAGGAUGGAGUGGUUGGUUGAAAAGCUAACAGGACAGAAGCCACGCUGUGAUGACAUGGCUUGGGCCAAAAAGACCGAGUGAGACAAUAACUGGACUGCAGCACAGUCAUCCCUUGCUCCUCUCCUCCUCUGAGCUGAGGGGGAGCCUCUUGGAGGGAGAAAAGCAGAAUAUAGGCCUUACCUCUGACCCCUAAUCCACCCUUAAUCCCCUCUUCCUUUCUAUUCAUCGCUGCUGAGGCCUUCACCUGUCUCUAAGGUCUGCAACACACAAGCUGUCUCUGCCUCCUCCAUGUGUCAUCUGAUGGUUUUCAUUCACACUCCCUCAUACAUCUAGCAGAAAGAGAAAGCUGAAUUUAAGGCGUGUGUCUAGCACAGGGGUGGGCAAUCUUAUCUGGAAAGGGCCUGUGUGGGUGCAGGUUUUCACUCCAACCAAGCAGGAGCCACACCUGAUUCCACCUGUUUAAUCAGUUGAUCUUGGCUUUCAAUAGACUCCGGUGUGGCUUCUGCUUGGUUGGAAUGAAAACCUGCACCCACACCGCCCUUUAUCGAUAAGAUUGGACCCCCCUGAGGCACAGCACUAACAUUAGUGAUUAAUAGUUGAUUAACAGAAUUUUGUACUAAUUCUCCCGCUCUCUGCUUGUCGUAGUGGCUUUCAUGUAUCAGAAAUGUUCAUCCUCUGGAGGUUGGGCUCUCCAGGGGCCAGGAAUCUAUUUUUUAUCGCAUUUGCUUGCCAUCUGAUUUGGGGUCAGUCAAGUAUGGGUUUUUAGUAUCCGCACUCCAGUUUAUCCAGAGACACAGCUUAAACAACGUUCUGCUUUCCUUUAGAUGUCACAUGUCCUCCGUAUUUGUCUGAAGACGAUGUCUGCGAGUUUAAAUAGAAGGAAGCGAGUUUUGUUGGUCAGUCGUGUGAUCUGUGAAUGUAUUCCAUGUCUAUAUAUACCACAGACCUGAUUGCAGGACAUGAGCACGGAAGACCUCUGAAUGAGGAUGCCUGAUUAGUUUUUGGACUAGUUUUAACAGUCCAGCUCAUAUUUAUUUAAAAAAAAAAAAACAAACGAACAAAAAAAAAAAACUGAAUCUUGCAAGCUUGCAUUGGUUUCGAGCAGUGAAUUCACAGCAGCACUGCUGAGACAGAACCAGACCGGCAGCAGAGCUCUUUAGAUUAUCCUUAGUUCUGCACGCACAGUCAUAACUGGUUCUUGAAUCCACAAAGCAGAACAAGGCACAAGCUUCAUGUUGGUUGGUACCAAGCUAAUUCUGACUAAUCCUACUGUAUUUAAAAACACUCCGUGUUUCCGCCUAAUCUCUAUCCACUGCAUACGGUAGCGUAUGCAGGUGCAACAGACUUCAGCAUGUUUCCCUGUACUGAGAAGAUCUAAAACUUUAUUAACACACUUUAAUUGUGUGAAGAAACAUAUAAAAUAUGUGACAGCUUAAAGGAAAGCUGUUCGAUUUUAACAAUACAUUUCUUUAAGCUGUUCUCAUCCAAGAAGCGAUAUAAUAAAGUCCUUCCACUUUCUUACACUUCCAAAUGUUGUGUGGUAAACGUGAGGAAUCCGAUUUUACUCUUGUGGCUUAGAAAAAGGUCCGUUUAAAUAUAUUAACAUGCUUUAUUUGGGUCUUCACACUGUAUUUAAACUGUACACACUUCACACUGUAUUUAUCUAAUGAUAUUUAAUCAAAUUAAUUGGAGAUUAAAAACAACCAAAUAUUUUCCUACCUUCACCCUUGUCCAAAGACUGUCUUGAUGUUGGUGAGUAAGAAAACAAGUCAUAAGCACAUCUGUUACAGCUAUACACCUCGUCUGUCAUUAUUAUGGCUGCACUAGUUGUGUUUGUUCCUUCUCUCUAUGGCUUUGUGUUUUGAAAUUUUUUUUUACUAAGUGGUCAGCUUUGUAUUUAUUCAUACUGUCCAUCUUGCAGCUAAUGCUUGCUGCUAGUCUGCCUUAAAUCAACGUUUUUAUUAACUGUUUGGUUUAAUAAAGAUCUAGUAAGAUACAUUUUACCUUUUUUGUGGAGUUUUUUUUUUUCAUUGCUGGUUUUAAAUGCUUUGUACUUUUUCCUUUCAGAACUUUUCUUGAAUUUAAGUAUGAGUCAUAAAUAAUUGCGACUUCAUUUAGAACAAAGAAUAAUGAAAGCAAUAACAGGAAAGCUGCAAUAUUCUGAGAGGUGCUUGGCAGUGAGUCAUGGCCCCCCUGUUAUUUAUUUCACAACUGAUUGAUUAGACCUUUUGCAAUUUUGGUUUAGAAGUGUGUUACUCAACUCAACGGCUGCUUAAUCCUGAGCCACUUAAGCAGAAGAAUAAAGUAGAUGUAAGACUAAUGACCUCAUGGCUCCCUCCAGUGGUUGAAUGGUGUAUACAUAAAGCAUAAAUCCAUAUUUGAGUCUGGCUUUAGUCAGAUCUCAGACACUAUACAAAUAUUUUACACUUUUUGAAAGUGAUAUUUAAAAAAAAAUGAACUAAAAUUAAAUGGACAUGAAGUAAAAUUUACAUUUUGCACUGUGUUUGAGACAUCAGGACAGUCAUAGAACAGCAUCCAUUUUAAAGAUGGCUGUCAGAUAGUGAGAGAGCGGGGGGAAAAAAGCGGUCACUGUCUGUGUCCUUCAUAUGCAGGUGGAGAUCCGGGUGGAUGAUUCUGCACCUUAUCAUUUCAUUCAUUCGUUCUCUCCCUCCUCCUUUGGCCAGACUGCCGAGUACACACAAGUACUCUUAUUCUAAUUGCUUUCCCAGAAUGCAUUAGUGCAGAGAAAGAGAACAGAGGUGUCCAGGAAGAAAAUGAGUUCAACUAUAGAGACACCAGCAAAGGACAGGACAGGGCCACACACAUUCCUAGCUCUCUCCCACUUGUGUUAAAACGUACACACCCACACUUUGUGAUCUUAUACCCACAUACCAUCACUGGCCACUUAAAAAUGUGAAGGCCUGGAUCAUUUAGGCACUUAUCCAAGCAGACUGGUGGCGAUCAGUAGGGAGUCAAAAGUUUUGUUGGAUCACCUAUAUAUUAAACAAAAAAUCCCUGAAUAAAGCUUAUGCCAUUCCUUGCUACUCUAGUGCUGAUUUUUGCUUUAUACAGUGGUACUUGAAAGUUUGCGAACCUUUUAGAAUUUUCUACAUUUCUGCAUAAAUAUGAUCUAAAACAUCACAAGUCCUAAAAGUAGACAAAGAGAACCUAGUUAAAUGAGAGAAAAAUAUUAUACUUGGUCAUUUCGUUAUUGAGGAAAAUGAUCCAAUAUUACAUAUAUGUAAGUGGCAAAAGCAGCAAGUGUUUAGUUCUGCACAUCGGCUUGGAGGAAUUUUAACCCAUUCAGCUCUGGGAUGUUGGUGGGUUUCCUCACAUGAACUGCUUGUUUCACGCCCUUCCACAAGAUUUCAAAAUCACAUACACAUUCACACACUAUGGACAAUUUGGACAUGGACAAUCAACCUACCAUGCAUGGCUUUGGACUGGGGGAGGAACUUGCAAGCUCCGCGCACACACAGGGCAGCGUGGGAAUCGAACCCCCAACCCUGGAGGUGUGAGGUGAACGUGCUAACCACUAAGCCUAAUAUGACUCCCUUGGAUGCAAGGUUUACCUGACUCUAGAGGGUGUUUUUGGAAAGAGACGGCUCCAGCUUAGUUGUGUGCUCCAUGUGUUAGAUGACAUCAUCUCUGGAGUCAGAGGAGGCUGGUUUAGUGAUGAUGUGAAGAGAGGGCAACAAAACUCACUU